UUCGCCUUUUUUUCAACUUUUUUUUAAACAGCCUUGCACUUUCAUUUUUUUUUAUCUCUCUCCUUCCAUCUCUCUGACAGGCCAACACCCAUUGUUAUUUCUUUUUCUCCCCUUUUAUCUUUUCCAUAUUUCUAUACACUUGAAAUAUCAUCAAUGGCAUUCCUCAGCAGCACCAAAACCAGGGUUUAUAUAAGAAAUCUGCUUUGUUUUUUUUCCAUAUUGUUUUGCUUUUCCCCCUUCUCUUUUUCCUCUUCUUCUGCUUCAAUCCAUGAUCUUCUUGUUUCAAGAGGGUUACCAGCAGGGCUGCUUCCAAAGGAAGUAAAAUCCUAUACCCUUUCAGAAAAUGGAACCCUGGAAGUUUUGUUGGAUGGACCAUGCUUGACCAAGUAUGAGAAUAGGGUGUUCUUUGACAGUGUUGUAAGGGCUAACCUUACCUAUGGCAGCCUCAUUGGUGUUGUUGGGUUAACCCAAGAAGAACUCUUCCUGUGGUUACCUGUUAAAGACAUCAUUGUCGAUGAUCCUAAUUCUGGUCUUAUUUUGUUUGACAUUGGUGUUGCUCACAAACAACUUUCCUUAUCUCUCUUUGAAGAACCUCCCGACUGUAAACCUCAAGGAAUAUUGAAGAAGAAUCAUGUGAGGAAGGAGAAAGGGUUUGAGGCUAUGAGAUAGAAAAAGAUUCCAAGCUGUUUCAAUUUUUGUCUUUUUUUUUUAUAUAUAAAUAUGUAAUAAUUGAUUAGGGUUUUUUAAUUAUAGUUAAAUAUAAUUAAUUUUUGGUUAUGUUUAGGAGUUGUAAAGUGGAUUUCUUGGAAUCUAAUAAUAUCCUAAUCAAGU
Durio zibethinus is the source of this 831-nucleotide messenger RNA. RefSeq lists its product as uncharacterized. NCBI's taxonomy places the organism in Eukaryota, Viridiplantae, Streptophyta, Magnoliopsida, Malvales, Malvaceae. The record is from RefSeq and is a predicted model, not a curated record.